Hordeum vulgare subsp. vulgare (domesticated barley) is the source of this 2476-nucleotide messenger RNA. Its product is annotated as putative amidase AmiD. Gene Ontology annotation, molecular function: catalytic activity. NCBI's taxonomy places the organism in Eukaryota, Viridiplantae, Streptophyta, Magnoliopsida, Poales, Poaceae. Bases 163 to 2073 code for a protein of 636 amino acids. The transcript is spliced from 13 exons. The record is from RefSeq and is a predicted model, not a curated record.
CAGCAGCAAUCAGCAGUUGGCGGACCGGAAGCGCGAGCAGACCCACUGAUUUCAGCGGAUCCCCUCUCUCAACCAGCGGAGAGAGAUCCCCUGUUCCAUUAACUCCCCCCUCUCUCGGACCUCGGUCCCCCACUAGCCAGCGCGCGCCGCCAGGUGUCGGCCAUGCGGAUUCCACGUGGGCACCGCCGCCCGCCGCCGUGUCUCCACCUCCUCUUCCUCCUCGCCGCCCUCUGUUCCGCUGUCCUGAAAACCGCCGCCGCCGCCGCUCCCAGGACAGCAGGAGGCACCGGAGGAGGAGACAUCGCCAGCGUCACCGGCAUCAUGACUUGGGCCGCGUGGCCACCAAAAUGCACAUGGUUACCCUUGCCAAUGAGUGGGAAGAGUCACUCAUUCACGCUUGUUUCCAAAUACCACAAGAUUUGGAAGGACACCAAGGAUGUUAUUUCUGCAAAAGAUAUUUCAAGAAAAGAACCAGUAAGCGGUGUGAUUGCCUUGAAGGAGUCCAUGAAGUUCUUUGAUGCUGAUUUUUUCAAUGAUUCAAAACUGCGUGAGAUGGAAGACGGUGCAAAAGAAUUUAAUGUACCUGCAUUUAGAGAAAACCGAAGGUUGGUGGCUUUGAAGAAUGGUGGAUUGCAUGACCCUUCUGUUCUAGUCUUCAAAUCGUCAUGGGGUAGUGAAAGCAAAGUCAAGGAGAGUGAAACGUUCGACUAUCCUCAAGCCUCUAUGAUACACCGUCCUAGCAACGAUGAAGAUAUUGCCUUUAUGUCGAUAAUUGAGUUUGGUGAGCUUAUUAGGACAAAGAAAAUAACAUCACGUGAACUUACUGAUGUAUUUUUAAGGAGAUUAAAAAGGUAUGGUGCUGUUCUUGAAUCUGUUAUUACAUACACUGAAGAUUUAGCAUACAAGCAAGCAAAAGAGGCAGAUGACUUGCUGGAGCAAGGAAAAUACCUUGGUCCCCUGCAUGGCAUUCCAUAUGGCCUGAAAGAUAUAAUUGCAGUACCACAAUAUAAUACAACUUGGGGCUCAAAAACAUUCAAGAAUCAAGCUAUUGAUAUGGAAGCUUUUGUGUACAAAAGACUGAAGUCUGCUGGGGCGGUCCUUGUAGCGAAGCUUGUGACAGGUUCACUCGCCUAUGAUGAUAUAUGGUUUGGGGGAAGAACACGAAACCCGUGGAACAUUGAGGAAUUUUCUACUGGUUCAUCGGCAGGGCCAACAGCUAGCACCAGUGCAGGAAUGGUUCCCUUCGCAAUUGGUUCAGAAACGGCAGGAUCCAUAACAUAUCCUGCUGCUAGAUGUGGAGUAACUGCUUUGCGCCCAUCAUUUGGAACAGUUGCACGGACCGGCGUCAUGAGCCUUUCAGAGAGUCUGGACAAACUUGGUCCUUUCUGCAGAAGUGCAGCAGACUGUGCUAUUGUAUUAGAUGCAAUCCGCGGAGCGGAUGCUGAUGAUCCCUCGUCUCGUGAAAUUGCUUUAGAGGACCCAUUUCAUCUGGACAUCACAAAACUCACUGUUGGAUAUCUUGACAGCGCUGAGAUGGAGGUUGUCAACGUUCUUUCCACCAAGGGUGCUAAGCUUGUGCCUUUCAAGUUGAACUACACCGUCAAAUCGGUUCAGUCCAUUCUAAACAUUACGAUGGACGUCGACAUGCUUGCACAUUUUGACAGCUGGCAACGCGAAGGACACGACGACGACUAUGAAGCUCAAGACCAGUGGCCGGUGGAGCUUCGUCGUGCACGAUUGGUCCCAGCAGUCGACUAUGUACAGGCACAGAGAGCGCGAGGUAGGCUGAUCAGGGAGGUCCGGGAGAGCUUCACGGUUGAUGCGUUCAUCGGCAAUGCGACCGACUGGGAGCUCGUUUGCCUGGGAAACCUUGUGGGGUUGCCCAUCGUCGUGGUGCCUACGGGCUUCAAGAGCAUCGAAAACCCACCAAAAGGCAACACGAGGAGGCGAACCACAGUGACGACAGGCAUAUAUGCUCCGCCUGACCGUGACCACGUCGCUCUGGCGCUGGCGAUGGCGUACCAGUCCGUCACCGAUCACCACAAACAACGGCCACCGAUCGACGCAAACUAGAAAACACACAAGUAAUUAACCGGCUGGUGAAAUGGUACUGAGAAGAAAGCUCCGUGUGCUGUUUUCCUUGAGAAAAAUAAGAUGUUUCUACGGCAGAGGGCCAAUAGAUUGUGAGUUCCAUUGGGGGAUGCAUGGAUCCUCGCAUAGACCAAGCUUUUAGGCAUGGCCAAAAUGUUGGUAGGAUAUCUUUUAGCCAAAAUUCGUAUGUGCCCACGGCACCGCACUAUGAGCCGUGUUCUGGUCAUUUGCUUCGGUCGAUCGUUGGUUAAUCGGCUGGGCCUGUGAGCAUUUUAUUUGACAGAAUAAGUUGGCUGAAAGGCGACACAUGUUAGUCUCGUGCUUAGCCUAGUUAACAUGCCUAAUCUAAGGCCUAAUCUAAGGAAUGCCAGCUAUAUUGAUCUAA